This is a messenger RNA of Plasmodium malariae, 987 nucleotides long. RefSeq names its product PIR protein. The transcript is spliced from 3 exons. NCBI's taxonomy places the organism in Eukaryota, Apicomplexa, Aconoidasida, Haemosporida, Plasmodiidae. Bases 1 to 987 code for a protein of 328 amino acids. The record is from RefSeq and is a predicted model, not a curated record.
AUGAGUUCUUUAGAAGAUACAGUGUUGGAUGAAAUAGUGCAAAAGUUACCUGAAUAUAAAAAAUAUGAUGAACUUUAUAAAAAAGGGAAUAAAACCGUAAGUAAUUACUGUGAAAGCAUUUGUAACAAUGAAAAUUUAUGUAAAGAAACAAAAGAACUCUGUAAUACAAUUAUAGAUAAAUUAAAAAAGUUUGAAGACAAAGAUAAAACAGACAUCAAUGAUAAGGACAAUUGUUCUUAUUUCAUUUAUUGGACUCUUGAUAAAAUAAUAGAAAAAUUUAGAAGUAAAUGUAGCAAGAAAUUUGAAGCAUGUGAUGAAACUAAGCUUAAUGGAGAACUUCUUCGGGCAUAUAAAGAUAUAUUAAAUAAAAGUUGUACAUUUUAUUUUGAUGGUAAGUUCAACGAAUGGAAAGAAGAAAAGUAUUUGUAUUAUUAUAUUAAAAGCUAUGAACACUUCAAUAACAAAAAAGAAUUUGUUAGUGGAGAAAAACAAAAAUAUUGUAAAUACCUUAAAUAUAUAGAAAGUAUAUAUGAAAAACAUAUGACGCAAUGUUGUACUUACUUCUAUGAGCAGAGAUAUCAAAGGAACAUAUGUUCAAAUUAUUUUAAAUGUGAUAAAAAUUAUACCCCAUAUAAAAUAUUAUCUAAAUUAAAAUGUGGAAAUGUUAGAUCUAGUGAAUAUUGGAAAGAUUUAAUUAAAGAAUUAACCAUAGAUCGUGCUAUUAAAGAUAAAAGUCAAGAUAUAUUGAAAAGUUCAUUUAAUAUGUUUAUCGAAGAUCCAUUCUACAAAGUAACGAUAUUUGGUCUUUUAGUCAUAGGAAUACUUUUCUCUUUAUUCUUAUUUUUUAAAAUUACACAUAGUACAAAAAAUAAAAAUAAAGAUAAAUUUUUGGAUCCAGAUGGAUACUUAGAGAAAUAUUAUUCAGCGAAACAUAGAAAUAUGAAUUGGCGAGGCAAAAAAAUUCGUUUAUCUUAUUAUGCUGUAUGA